GAAGCUAGUCACACAAGGAAGUGGUUGUAGUCAGAGGUUGAAAACAUGAUCUCUUAAGCCCUUUUAGCUCAGCUUUAAACUCUAAGUAUCUGUGUAGUGUACUUAGUCUCACGAACUAUACUUUUCACACGCAACAAGAGACUUGAUGCUUUGCGAAGCAUUACAAAUGAAAUACAUUCUGUAUUUACAUUUCAGGUAGCUAUGCAGACAACAUAACAACAUGGAAUAAUGGCCUGACAAAUCUGGACACAAUGUGAGCUGCAAAGCUAGACGCCAAUUGUAUUGGACGACAAUGAUGUCAGUCAACAUGAAGCGCUGCAUUAGUGAAACCAAAAGUAAACAAAUCACAUAGUUCCGGCGCGGCUUGGCUUGACUUGACUUGUUUUUUAACCAACCAAUGGAUUAAAAUCUGCACUGUGGGAGAACACCAGAGUUAUGUAAAAGGUAAUAAUAAUUAGGAUAGACUCCAGAUCACCAGACCCUGAACUGGAUAAACAGUUACUGAUGAUGGAUGGAUGGAUGGAUUACUGCAGGUGUUUCCACCAAGCAAAAACAGCAUCACAUUCAUCAGACCAAGUGAGCAUCUACAACCACGACUGUUGUCUAGAGCUACAACAGAGAAAAGAAGAAGAAGAAGAAAGAAGCAAUAUAUUUUUGGGGGGAACGCGGGAAAGGCUGUCGCCGAAAGGAUCCGUAGAUUGAAAGGAGAAAAAACUCUUGCUGAGAGGCUACAGAGCGAGGAGGCGAGGGGAGAGUGGGAGACUCCGGGACUGAUUAGCAUUCACAGCAGGUUACAUCAGUUUCAAGGGGAUGACUGAGCACAUUCACAAUAUCAACGUCCACAAUUUCAGCAAUUCUAUUCUUAAGACACUCAAUGAGCAGCGCAACCGUGGCCAAUUCUGUGACGUAACCAUUCGGAUUCAUGGAAGCAUGCUGCGAGCCCACCGUUGUGUCCUGGCUGCUGGGAGCCCAUUCUUCCAGGACAAGUUACUCCUUGGCUACAGUGAUAUUGAGAUCCCCUCCGUGGUGUCAGUGCAGUCCAUACAAAAACUGAUCGAUUUCAUGUACAGUGGGUUUCUGCAUGUUUCCCAGUCAGAAGCUCUUCAGAUCCUUACUGCAGCAAGCAUCCUGCAGAUUAAGACUGCUAUUGAUGAGUGCACCCGCAUUGUUUCACAAAAUGUGAGUCCUGGAGAUAUCAAAGGCAUCCCUCUUAAUUCCAGGGACUCAGGACAAGAGAUCCACCACGGAACUCCAGAGUCUGAGACAAUGAGUCCUGUCAGCGACACAGAUUCCGUGUAUAUGCAGCUUCACUUGCAGCAGACUCUGGAACGUAACUUCUCUUGCUCCAAUCUCUCACUGCAGAACAGCCCUCGGGAAUGCUAUGGAGGAGGAGCAGUCCUAAGCAACAGUGGUUCUUCUGCGUCCAAGGAGAAGGAUAACAAGGACCGCAUUAAUGAGCGAAUGCAACAGUCAGAAAGGUGCCCCUCCACUCAGGAGACCACCCAUUGCCGCAAGCAGCCUCGACCAGUGCGCAUCCAGACAGAUAGUGUUCAGAGCAUGCAGGAGACAGAGGAUUAUGGCUGUCGUGGCUAUAACUGCAAAGAGGGUGAGGAGUGCACUGAUGACACAGAUCAAAUGGAGGAAGCUGAAAAUGAAUCCAAGAGUGAAAGCUUUGAUUCAGGUUUGAGCUCAUCGAUUUGCACUGAAAAUGUCCCUGCAGAGUAUCAGUCAAUGAAGGGCUUUAGUCAGGGAGGGAAUGAAGAUUGCCCACAAGGAACAGUAUCAGAAAUUCUCUGGGAGUAUCCAACACAACCUGAAGUUAGCAGCUGUUCCCCAAGGCAAACAAAUGAUGGGGAGGACAUGACUAGGUCCCAAGAUGAAAGUGACUUCAGUCUGGUGGAUGAGAAAAUAGUUUUGCAGUCUCCAAAUAACCGUACCAUAUCACAGUCAGUGCCUAGUGCCCAAAAUUAUUCACAUCAGUCUGUCCCAUUUGCAAGCAAGCUAAGAAUGCCACUAAAUCUGGCCAGCAAUGCCCAGGUCAUCGGCACCACUGGGAACACCUAUGUGCCCACCGUCUUUGCCUCAAAGUCAACCAGCAGCGACAAACCCUUCCUUUUCAGCCUGCCACAGUCCCUGGGGGGUCAGCAGCCCCAGUUCAUGGCUGUGCCACAUCCUAGCAUGCCUCCGUUUUCUACCCAGUUGCUAGCUCAGCAGUCCUCAACACAGCAGAAGAUGGGACAUUCUGGAGGAGGUACUGGACAAGGAGAAAAAAGACCUUAUGAGUGCCCUCUGUGCUGCAAAACUUUUACUGCCAAACAGAACUAUGUCAAGCACAUGUUUGUUCACACUGGUGAGAAGCCACACCAAUGCAACAUCUGCUGGCGCUCCUUUUCCCUGAAGGAUUACUUAAUAAAGCACAUGGUGACGCACACGGGUGUCCGGGCUUACCAAUGCAACAUCUGCAACAAGCGCUUCACCCAGAAGAGCUCCCUCAAUGUCCACAUGCGCCUGCACCACAAAGAGAAGUCUUAUGAAUGCUUUGUCUGCAAGAAGAAGUUCUCACAUGAGACUUUGUUGGGGAGGCACAUGGCUUUGCAUGGCCCAGAGGGCAGUGGAGUGACUGGAAUAGGCAAAGACAGGGACACAGUUUCUAUUCCAAUGCCUAUGUCUGUUCUUGAACCAGGAGCCGGUGUGGUGGCUCCUGCUAUGCCUUUAACUGGUGGAGCUGGAGCUGAAGAUGGUGGAGGAGCAUGCAUGGAGAUGGGAGAGGCUGCUGAGGGGGACUGCCAAGAGGGGACAGCUUUCACAUGCUCCAUCUGCCCAGCGAAAUUCACCCAAAUUAAUGAUUUUAAUGACCAUAUGCAAAUGCAUGUCUCUGAUGGAUAACUGCAAAACAAGUGAUAAACCCUUGACAAACAACAACAAAACAUUUCCCACAGGCUGGAGUUUUCUUUUUUCUUUUCUUUUUUUUUUUUCU
Molecule: messenger RNA, 2977 nt
Organism: Scleropages formosus (Asian bonytongue)
Lineage: Eukaryota; Metazoa; Chordata; Actinopteri; Osteoglossiformes; Osteoglossidae
Product: zinc finger and BTB domain-containing protein 20-like
Exons: 5
Coding region: 811-2886 (691 amino acids)
Biological process (GO): regulation of transcription by RNA polymerase II
Molecular function (GO): RNA polymerase II cis-regulatory region sequence-specific DNA binding; DNA-binding transcription factor activity, RNA polymerase II-specific; protein binding
Source: RefSeq, a predicted model, not a curated record